Molecule: messenger RNA, 2023 nt
Organism: Folsomia candida
Lineage: Eukaryota; Metazoa; Arthropoda; Collembola; Entomobryomorpha; Isotomidae
Exons: 5
Coding region: 112-717 (201 amino acids)
Source: RefSeq, a predicted model, not a curated record
UUAGCACUCCAGAAGACAAGAAGCAACAAGAAGGUUCUCCAAAACUCUUUCAGCAGAUUCAACAUAAAAAUCCAACUGUCCUUCUCAGGACAAUCUGCACAAAUCGUGACCAUGUCAAACGAUAAUUUUUCAGAUUUGGAAGAUUCCAGCAAUUCCGGGGACGUGGCACGAUUCGAUGACGAGGACGAAGAAGUUUUACAGAUCUUGAAAAACCGAAAACGCAAAGCACGCGUCAUUGACUCGGACUCGGAGGAAUCUGAAGAUGAGGACGAGGAAGAAGACGAAACGCUGGACCGGUCCACAUCGGAUUCGGGUUCAUCGUCAAGCGAGGAGAACCAGGACUUCACUCAACGUAAAUAUGGAAAGUUGUCCAACAAUUACCGACAACAAGUAAGUCGCGAGGAGUUGAUUGACUGGUUGAAGGAAGUGGAGAAGGAUCCAUCAGCAGGUCGAGAAAUCCUGGAUGUAAGGCGAAAGGAGCUUGAAACGGCUGCACAUUUGAGACAAGAAGAUCGAGAUCAAAUGGAUCUUCAGUUUGACGUUCGUAUUCCUGGUUCGUCAGUUAAAGGAUUUUAUGUCGUAAACGCAAGUGGUAAACGGAAUCGGCUAUCGUCGUAUUAUGCAGCUGUGAUGAGAUCAGGCGUUUCACAAGCUAAGACACACGCGUGCAGCCUACAGAGACCCGGAACAUCCUCUACACCAACGGGUAUUGGGUAGUAGGCAUACAUCCAACGAAAAAAGACCACCAUUGGACAUAAUUUACGCUGCAUCCUUGGUUCGACAAGACAAGAUGGGCAUUGAUGUAUUUGAAACUCUGAAAUCACUGGAACCGGUUCCAAAUGGAGCUGGGAUGGAAGAUUAUAUUGGAUCAUACUGCGGUCCCGGUCGUUCGUCAGUUAGACCCUCCCACUUUAUCCCUGCAGAAACUGCAAGUCACUCACACAUUUUCAAAAGAACUGUUGGAAGUGAAGACCCCGACUUCUGCGCCGAAAAGAAGAUUGUUCUGUGCGACUCGACCUAUACGAAAGAGAUUGGAGAAGGAUUUCUACUGGCCUAUGCCCAGAAAUAUAAUAGGAUGCAUGAUACUCAUCGUUACAUCAUCACGGAGACUGCGACUCCAUCAGCUGAACUCAUCCAAAAAGCCCAACAAUACGUCAUCGAUGAAGUCCCAAUGUUCCGCUAUAUUAAAGACGGAGACCGGUCUCAUCCACCUCGUUGGGCUACUCUUGAUCAAGUCACCACCCUCCCCUAUACCGUAUCCCCAAAGAACGUGAUUCUCCGCUUCGAUCCUGAGCAUCCUGAUGAAAAAAGAUACUACAAAACUUUCAAGAAUCUUGGACGACUGGUAGAAGAAUUUGGAGAUCCUCCUCCAAGUUAUUUCGUCACCAUGGACAAUUCAAGAGAAAGAUUCCGACUGGAGUUCGAACAACUUAUUAGACAAGCCGGCAAUCAGUAUUAGUUUACGAUUAUAAUUUGCUGGACCGGUCCAGCGUUAUAUCUCGUUUCCCAAUUACAAAAUGACAUUGAUUUCUUUUACUUAUGUACUUAGUUAAGUUCCCUUUUGCUAAAAAAAAUUGUCUUAUUUAUGAACUAAUGUCUACUAUGCCUUGUUCGAUUUUUCCAUAAUAAACAAAAUUUAAGCAAUUGACAGUUAACAUUAACUCUAGCGUCUCCUGCCCAAGUUAAUUAAUUUUAUAAAGGCUCAGAUGGUCGUCUCACCCAACUCACAACCACUGCUUGUUGCUUCAUUGCUCAAAAUUUCAAAACCAAACAAAACCAAAGUUUAUCUCUUGUCAACCAAACGCUUUCUACUCCACUCCCAUUACUCCCGAUUUAAUGAUGCAGUUUUGGAAGGCCUUUUAAACUUGUGAUAAUGAAAAUAGAGCGACAAUUUUGACAAUGUUUAGUAAGAAUUCGAAAUUCCAAAGUAUUACAUUUAUUUAUAGUCCAGCCAAUUUUGAAUUGUUACCUAUAACUUAUUGUACUGAUGUUUAUCAAAGUAAUAAAUUAAAGUUGACUAAAA